Molecule: messenger RNA, 1095 nt
Organism: Rangifer tarandus platyrhynchus (Svalbard reindeer)
Lineage: Eukaryota; Metazoa; Chordata; Mammalia; Artiodactyla; Cervidae
Source: the annotation of a GenBank genome assembly
AUGCAGGCAUUUCUAAAAGGCGCAUCUAUCAGCACUAAACCACCGUCGACUAAGGAUCGAGGGGUAACUGCCACUGCCAGAAGUAGUGGAGAGAACAAGAAAGCCAAACCUGUUCCGUGGGUGGAAAAAUAUCGCCCAAAAUGUGUGGAUGAAGUUGCUUUCCAGGAAGAAGUGGUUGCAGUCCUUAAAAAGUCUUUAGAAGGAGCUGAUCUCCCUAAUCUCUUGUUUUAUGGGCCACCUGGAACUGGAAAAACAUCAACUAUUUUGGCAGCAGCUAGGGAACUCUUUGGGCCUGAACUUUUUCGAUUAAGAGUUCUUGAGUUAAAUGCAUCUGAUGAACGUGGAAUACAAGUAGUUAGAGAGAAAGUUAAGAAUUUUGCCCAAUUGACUGUGUCAGGAAGCCGUUCAGAUGGAAAGCCAUGUCCUCCUUUUAAAAUUGUGAUUCUGGAUGAAGCAGAUUCUAUGACCUCAGCUGCCCAGGCAGCUUUAAGACGUACCAUGGAGAAAGAGUCUAAAACCACCAGAUUCUGUCUCAUCUGUAACUAUGUCAGCCGAAUAAUUGAACCUCUGACCUCUAGAUGUUCUAAAUUCCGCUUUAAACCUCUGUCAGAUAAAAUUCAGCAGCAGCGGUUACUAGACAUCGCUGAUAAAGAACAUGUCAAAAUUAGCAAAGAGGGAAUAGCUUAUCUUGUUCAAGUGUCAGAAGGAGACUUAAGAAAAGCCAUUACAUUUCUUCAAAGUGCUACUCGACUAACAGGUGGAAAGGAAGUCACAGAAAAAGUGAUCACAGAUAUUGCUGGGGUAGUACCAGCUAAGACAAUUGAUGGAGUAUUUGCUGCCUGUCAGAGUGGCUCUUUCGACAAACUAGAAGCUGUGGUAAAGGACUUAAUAGAUGAGGGUCAUGCAGCAACUCAACUUGUAAAUCAACUCCAUGAUGUGGUGGUAGAAAAUGAUAACCUUUCUGAUAAACAGAAGUCUGUUAUUACAGAAAAACUUGCUGAAGUUGAUAAAUGCUUAGCAGACGGCGCUGAUGAACAUCUGCAGCUGAUCAGCCUCUGUGCUACUGUGAUGCAGCAGUUAACUCAGAACUGCUAA